CGGGGCUGGCCCCGGGCGGCCCCCGCUGACCCCGCGUACCCAGAGGAUGCAUGCAGGAGGCAGCGUCCUCACUACUCCUGCUGCCCCGACUUCUCCUACCCCGCGUAGAUGCUGCUGGCCUUGGGGGUACAGUGCUUGUGGCCCUCUGCCAGUUUAUAUGUACAUAUAUUUAUGUAAAACAUUUUCUCCCAGCUCUCUGCCAGCUGUUCCACAUUUUCCAGCUGCCAUUUCGGUUUGAAAUGAUGGACUGUCCGCAUCUCCAAGUAAAAGAGCCCUUUAGUCAGAGGUCUGCAGGGCCGGCCGCUGUGCGAAGACCUGGGCAGUGCCACUAGCUGCACUGGCGUUUCUGGUAGCAGAGAGCUGAAGUAAUGAGAAAGCAUCAUGGAGGCCCAGAACCACAGCUCCACGACCACUGAGAAGAAGAAAGUGGACACUUCCAUAGUGAAAUGCUCCUCGAGAACAGAUGUCAGCGAGAAAGCAGUGGCCUCCAGCACCACUUCCAAUGAGGAUGAAAGUCCUGGACAGACCUAUCACAGAGAGAGAAGAAACGCAGUCACUAUGCAGCCACAGAGCGUCCAGGGGCUCGGCAAGAUCAGCGAGGAGCCUUCGACGUCUAGCGAGGAGAGGGCCUCGCUGAUCAAGAAGGAGAUCCAUGGGUCCCUGCCGCACCUGGCCGAGCCCUCGGUGCCGUACCGUGGGGCCGUGUUUGCCAUGGACCCCCGGAACGGUUACAUGGAGCCCCACUACCACCCUUCUCAUCUCUUUCCUGCAUUCCACCCUCCUGUACCAAUCGAUGCAAGACAUCAUGAGGGGCGUUACCAUUAUGACCCGUCUCCGAUUCCUCCAUUGCAUGUGCCUUCUGCUUUAUCCAGUAGCCCAACGUAUUCGGACCUGCCCUUCAUCAGGAUCUCCCCACACCGGAACCCCGCCGCAGCCUCUGAGCCCCCCUUCAGCCCUCCGCACCCCUACAUCAACCCCUACAUGGACUACAUCCGGUCCCUACACAGCCCGUCCCUCUCCAUGAUCUCGGCAGCUCGGGGGCUCAGCCCCACAGAUGCCCCCCAUGCUGGGGUCAGCCCAGCGGAAUACUAUCAUCAGAUGGCUCUGCUGGCUGGCCAGCGCAGCCCCUACGCAGACAUCAUUCCCUCCGCUGCCACCGCCGGCGCUGGGGCCAUCCACAUGGAGUAUCUUCAUGCCAUGGACAGCACCAGAUUCCCCAGCCCCAGGCUGUCUGCCCGGCCGAGCCGAAAACGUACACUGUCCAUAUCACCGCUGUCCGAUCACAGCUUUGACCUUCAGACCAUGAUAAGGACAUCUCCCAACUCCUUGGUCACGAUUCUCAAUAAUUCCCGCAGCAGCUCUUCAGCGAGCGGCUCCUACGGCCACUUGUCUGCGAGUGCAAUCAGCCCUGCCCUGAGCUUCACCUACCCUUCUGCACCCGUGUCUCUCCACAUGCAUCAGCAAAUCUUAAGCCGACAACAGAGCCUAGGCUCGGCCUUUGGACACAGCCCUCCGCUCAUCCACCCUGCUCCAACUUUUCCAACGCAGAGGCCUAUUCCUGGGAUCCCUACGGUGCUCAACCCCGUCCAGGUCACCUCUGGUCCUUCUGAGUCCUCACAGCAGAAUAAGCCGACAAGUGAGUCCGCUGUGAGUAGCACUGGUGACCUGAUGCACAACAAGCGGUCCAAGAUCAAACCUGACGAAGACCUACCCAGCCCGGGGCCACGGGGCCAGCAGGAACAGCCAGAAGGAACAACCCUGGUGAAGGAAGAGGGCGACAGAGACGAAAGCAAACAAGAGCCCGAGGUCAUCUAUGAGACCAACUGCCACUGGGAAGGUUGCACGCGGGAGUUUGACACCCAGGAGCAGCUGGUGCACCAUAUAAAUAACGACCAUAUUCACGGCGAGAAGAAGGAGUUCGUGUGCCGGUGGAUGGAUUGCUCGAGGGAGCAGAAGCCCUUCAAAGCCCAGUACAUGCUGGUGGUGCACAUGAGGAGACACACCGGGGAGAAACCUCACAAAUGCACUUUUGAAGGUUGUACAAAGGCCUACUCGAGACUAGAAAACUUGAAAACGCACUUGAGAUCUCACACUGGAGAGAAGCCGUACGUCUGUGAGCACGAAGGUUGUAACAAGGCUUUCUCAAAUGCCUCUGAUCGCGCCAAGCACCAAAACAGGACGCAUUCCAAUGAGAAACCCUAUGUGUGCAAAAUCCCAGGCUGCACCAAGCGCUACACAGACCCAAGUUCCCUCCGGAAACAUGUGAAGACCGUGCAUGGCCCAGAGGCUCAUGUCACCAAGAAGCAGCGUGGGGACAUACAUCCUCGGCCCCCCCCACCCCGAGAUUCGGGCAGCCAUUCACAGUCCAGGUCGCCUGGCCGGCAGACUCAGGGAGCCCUUGGGGAGCAGAAGGACCUCAGCAACACUACCUCAAAGCGGGAAGAAUGCCUCCAAGUGAAAGCCGUCAAGGCCGAGAAGCCCAUGCAGACAUCUCAGCCAAGCCCUGGUGGUGAGUCUUCAUGCAGCAGCCAACAGUCCCCCAUCAGCAACUAUUCCAACAGUGGGCUCGAGCUUCCUCUGACCGACGGAGGUGGCGUGGGAGACCUCGGGACCAUCGACGAAACCCCAAUCAUGGACUCGACCAUUUCCACCGCAACCACCGCCCUCGCCUUGCAAGCCAGGAGGAACCCGGCAGGGGCCAAAUGGAUGGAGCACGUGAAACUAGAAAGGCUCAAACAAGUAAAUGGAAUGCUUCCACGACUGAACCCCGUUCUUCCCCCCAAAGCCCCUGCAGUCUCUCCUCUCAUAGGAAACGGCACUCAGCCCAGCACCAGCUGCAGUUUGGGCGGGCCCAUGACCCUCCUCCCGAACAGGAGCGACCUCUCCGGGGUGGACAUCACCAUGCUGAACAUGCUCAACCGGAGGGACAGCAGCGCCAGCACCAUCAGCUCCGCCUACCUGAGCAGCCGCCGCUCCUCGGGCAUCUCCCCCUGCUUUUCCAGCCGCCGGUCCAGCGAGGCGUCCCAGGCCGAGGGCCGGCCCCAGAACGUGAGCGUGGCCGACUCCUACGACCCCAUCUCCACCGACGCGUCGCGCAGGUCCAGCGAGGCGAGCCAGGGCGACGGGCUGCCCAGCCUGCUCAGCCUCACGCCGGCGCAGCAGUACCGCCUGAAGGCCAAGUACGCGGCGGCCACGGGCGGGCCGCCCCCCACCCCGCUGCCCAACAUGGAGAGGAUGAGCCUCAAGACCAGGAUGGCCCUGCUCGGGGACGCCCGGGAGCCCGCGGGGGCCCUGCCGCCCGUGCCCCCUCCGCGGCGGUGCAGCGACGGCGGCGCCCACGGCUACGGCCGCCGCCCCCUGCUGCCCCUGGACGCGCUGGGCAACGGCGUGCGCAGGGCCAGCGACCCGGUGCGGACGGCGUCCGACGGCCUCUCCCUGCCCCGCGUGCAGCGCUUCAGCAGCCUUCACAGCUUCAACCCGCCCGGGCCGCCUCCCACCCUGGAGAAGCGGCACCUGGUGCUUCAGAAUUACACGCGGCCCGAUGGCGGCCAGCCCCGCCACUUCCCGCCGUCCCCCUGUCCGCCGAGCAUCACCGAGAACGUCACCCUGGAGGCCCUGACCAUGGACGCCGACGUGAGCCUCACCGAUGAGGACUUCCUGCCCGACGACGUGGUGCAGUAUCUGAAUUCCCAGAACCCGGCUGGGUACGAGCAGCCCUUCCAGAGCGCCGUCGCCGAGGACAGCAAAGCGCCCCACGGGCCCGGCGACUUCGACGGCCCGGGGCUGCCGGACGGCCACGCGGGCCACGUGGGCCACCCGGGCCCCGCCGGCCAGCCGUACCGCCCGCUGGAGCAGCCGUGCCCCGAAGCCAGCAAAGCCGACCUGCCCAUUCAGUGGAACGAAGUGAGCUCCGGCAGCGCCGACCUGUGCUCCUCCAAGCUCAAGUGUGGCCAGCGGCCGGCGGCGCAGCAGGCCCGGGCCUUCGGCUUCUACGGCAACGUGGGCGCCCCCCCGCAGCCUGCCUUGCGGAGCGGGCCCGGCCCCGCCGGCGCCUAUGCCCCCCUGGCCGAGCCCGGCCCGGCCUACGGCGGCCCCGAGCCCUUGGCGGGCCACAGUGCUGGAGCGGGCAGCCCCGGAGACGCUUUCCAUGAACAGCCCUGCAAGGCCCCGCAGUUCGGGAGCUGCCUGGGCAGGCAGCCUGGCGCCCCCGGCCCCCUCGACGGCGGCUGCGCUGCGGCGGCGAAGCUCAAGAGCAGCACGGGGCCCGGGGGCCAGCCCGACUUUGGCCUGCCGCCGGUGCCCGGCGAGUCAGCGGGCGGCACCGGGAGCGGCCUGGCCACCCAAGACCUGGCAGGACAGGGGUACCUGGCCCAUCCGCUGCUCCACGACGGCGUGCCCCACCAAGGGGCGGGCCGCACAGGCCAGCAGAUGCUAGGGCAGGUUAGCGCUACCUCACACGUCAACGUCUAUCUGGGGCCGGAGGGCGGCCUGCCAGGGCCACCGUGCGUCAGCGGCCAGCCCGCCGGCUUGGCGGCCACCCGGGGCUACCAGCCGUGUGCAGCCUACGGGGGCGGCAGGCGCCAGGCUGUGCCGAGGAGCAGCCUCGCUCUGCAGCAGGCACAGCUCGGUGACCCAAGUCUGACCUGCAGGGUGAACGGCAUCAAGGUGGAGAUGCAGGGGCAGCCCCAUCAGCUCUGUUCGAACACGCAGAGUUACUCUGGUCAGUUCUAUGACCAAACCGUUGGCUUCAGUCAGCAAGACAUGAAAACUGGUUCAUUCUCCAUUUCAGAAGCCAGCUGCCUGCUACAGGGGGCCAGCGCCGAGAACUCUGAAUUACUUUCCCCAGGUGCUAACCAGGUGACGAGCACGGUUGACAGCCUCGACAGCCAUGACCUGGAAGGGGUGCAGAUCGAUUUUGAUGCCAUCAUAGAUGACGGGGACCACGCCAGCCUGAUGUCAGGAGCCCUGAGUCCCAGUAUCAUCCAGAACCUCUCCCAUAGCUCCUCCCGCCUCACGACACCCCGCGCGUCCCUCCCACUGCCCGCGCUGUCCGUGAGCACCACCAACAUGGCCAUCGGGGACAUGAGCUCCCUGCUGACCUCCCUGGCGGAAGAAAGCAAGUUCCUUGCAGUGAUGCAGUAGACGUUAGGGGAAAGGCUGCCAACCAACGUGAAACUUUAGGGGUUUAAACAAAGAUUAAACGGACUCAGUUUUUUGCCGGUUUGUUUUUUGUUUUUCAUUUUUGUUUUUUUGUUUUUUGUUUUUUUUUUUUUAGUUCUGUAUGUAUUUUAGCAAUCUCAUCUCACCUGACUGGGAUGUGUUUCAAGUAUCUUCCUUUUAUGGAAAAGGACUCUGAACAACCCUAAAGUAUUCUAGGGAGAAACUGUCUUCCAUUUCAGUUUUGAAUCAGUAUUGUUACACUCGAACCAUCCUCUUUUUUUUUUUUUUUUGUAACUGUAAGCCCACUCCCCACCCCCUUUUUAGUAAACCAGUGUAAAUGUGUGAUGUGCAUGUUCUUCUUUUCGAAGAGAGGUCAAACGAGAGGAUUUGACAUGUUUCUCUGUUACUCCAAGGAAACAGGAGUUGGUGUGCUUUUGACCAAGGGGUUGCGCUUCCAGCUUUUUAAAUUUCCCUUUACGUGUUUCUUUUUGUUCUUUGUUUUCUUCGGUGUUUGUGUUUGUUUUUGUUUUUGUUUUAAUUCCCACAUUGGGCACAAGAAUCAGAAUAUGGAUAGUGAGUUUAAGAAUCCUUCGUGGGUGUGCCGUAGCAGACAUAACCGAUUGUUGACGCACUCCCCACCCCAGUUCAGGUUAGGGCAUGCUUUCGAUGGUGGCACGCAAGCAGGAAUUUGGGGCUCUGGCGGAUGAACACUAGUUUGCUCACGGUUGGGGUUUAGAAUUCCUCCUGUCCGUCGGUGCACUCGGGGCAGGUCCGUCUAUGUGCUCAUUUCUCAGUUAUCCACCUUGCUUCUCCUCCCCGUGUCUCCACGACCGUUCCGUGUCGCUCUGUGCUCCGGGGGCAGAGAGGGGCAGGGUGGUGGGUCUGCUACUUCCAUCUAUUCUGGCAAGACAAGAAGUUAGGUAGAUUGUAGAGUGAAGCUACUGCGUAGAAAUAGUUUGGGGAACAUUUGUGGGUUUGCUGUAUGUGUUGAUUAUAGUUCCAUCUCUUUACCCAUUAUCCUAGAUAACUGAGAAUUGAUUAUAUAUAGUUCUAAGUAUAGAGGUAUUUAAACGACCCCACAGCCGACUAUUUCAUUAACAUAUAUUAAUUCCACUAUAGUGAAGGAGCAUUUCUAUUCUAAGUGCCCUAUUUUGAGGGAUUUAUAAAACUUCGUUGUAAAAGAAAAAGCUCACAUACAAUGACGUUUGGAAUAAAUCGCUUUAACCGUUGUUAGUAUUUGAGAGCGCUAGGAGGAUGGUGAGUAGCUGUGUGGAUGCGUGCUCUUACACCCCGUCUAUGAAACGACGCAUCCAUUUAAGAGGUUAAAUGUUCUAUGCAGUUGGUCCUUAAUGUGGACUUCAUGUAUCCUUCUGUUUUGGAUUAAAACAUUUAAAGACUAAAAAGUGCAGCUACUUGCCAUGUGCAGCCGAUACACAUAAAAGACAUACUAUGUGUGUACAGAGUACAUGGAUUAUCCAGCAUUUUACACUUAAAAAUAUGUAAACUAUUAAAAAUAAAAUAUUAACACCUCAGACUACCUGCUCUUUUGUGUCCCAUUGACCCCGGAAGUGGGAUUUAAUCCAAAGUGAUUGACGAGUCAGUCGUGUGGCUUUUUCCCUUUCUUCCUGCCAUUUAAAUUAGUAAUAGACGAAGUCAAGUAAAGUAAAGCAUUAGAUAAUAGGAAAUAAGGUUAGAAUCAGCCCAUUUUUCUCACACUCAUGAUCUCUCAUUUGGACCAAGAAUCUAAGCAUGGAGGUAAAUUUAAAUUUGCCCUUUGGGACUUUGUGGCUAAGAAGGUUGGGUUUGCUUUCAGGUGUCCCUGAAAUCGUUGGAGGGGCGCUGAGGCUGCUGCCUCCACCCCUCCCCUACCCCCACAUCCAGCACCUGCCUUGACGUCCAAGGAUGCGUCUGCUUGGGAACAGAGCCCAGAAGCAAGAGACGGCUCCCGAUCGGAGCUGGGUGGAGUUGAGUCUACUUCCAACAGAACAGAGCCAGGCUUUUUCUGAGUUCCUCAAACGGGUAGUGACCCGGUCACAAAAUCAGUGGUCCCUUCCCUGAAGCUCCUUUUUCUGCAAACGUCAGAAUCUCUACGCCCGGAUGUCAUCUUCCAUGCUGUUGUGGUUUGGCCCGACCCUGUCCUCCUCCGUUUCAAAGCUUGGGACCUGGGCCUUCUCCAGCCUCCUGGGUGAGGACAGCGGCCCUCCUCCCUCAGAGUCCAUCCCGGGGCAAAAGUGCCGGAUGUGACCUGCAUUUCUCCGUUGCCAUGAGUUCCUGCCUCGUCUGCCCUUCAUGGAAGGACGGCCGGCAGCUGGGUGAGGACUCUUGUCAUCCCAUGCCUCUGCUUUGCCCUGUGGUUCCAGAUGAUUCUCUUGUGUUGCUCCCUUUCUUCACCGUUUCAUACUUGGUUUCCUUCCUCUCGCCUUUAGAUUUGCAGAGAGACUCCUACUUCAGCACAGUCUUUGUGUCUCUCUAUGGAAAUCUCAGAAAGAUGGAGAAGGGGGAGAGGGAGAAAGGAAGUAUACGUUUAUACUUUUCCAGGAGUGCCAGGCAGUGUCCUGACAGUUAGUGGAAGGAGGGUCUGCUGGGCCACUUAGAAGCCCUCCGUCUGCUUGCACACGUGCCAUUCUCCUCGGGCAGGACUGCCCCACAGCUCCCAGCCUUCUCUCCCCCGUGUCAGGGAGACAGCAGCAACUCACUAGUGUCACAUCCUACCUUUCAGUGCAGGCUCGUACAUGGUACUCCUCUUGAACAUCCAUGUUAACCAUGUUUUUGAUUUGUUAAGCCAUUCACUUUGUCUUCCUUUCUAAAGAGCUGAUGAGACUGCCCCGGCUCCUCCUACGUUGGCUCGUCCUCUUGAGCCACAGAGUUGUGAUUCUUGCGAUGUAUGUGCCUUAUUUUAUGUUAAUCUUGUUGAUGCGAGGGACCAGUCGGUGAUGCCCGGUCGGAGCUCGAGGCGGCAUGCUCCCCGGCCGGCCAAGCGCACACGAUGGUAGCAGAGUCUGAGCUGUCUUGUAACCUGGUUUCCCGUGUUGUUUUGAACUGAUGGAGGAUGUUCUCUCUGACAAGUUAAUGUUGUGUAUCCUGCCAACGUGUAAAAUAAAAUGCAAGUUCAUUUUUUUCACCUUUUUUAGAUUUUUAAAAAAAUAAAAUGUGUAAUCCUUUUUUAAAAGAAACACAUGUAAAUACAUUUAAGUAUUGUAGGCAUAGUGUUCAGAUGUGGCCGGCCCUGGGCCUUCUCGGAUCAGCCUGCAGCCGUGCGACGCCCCCCUGCCCACCUCAUGCCCAGGGCCGCAGUCCUGCCACACGAGGACUCUACUUUUGCUUUUCAGAACCACCUAGUCCUUUUGUAACAAAAAGAAAGAACGAUGUUUCUUACAAUGUCAAUAAAAAAACGCUUUGUA
Molecule: messenger RNA, 8561 nt
Organism: Nyctereutes procyonoides (raccoon dog)
Lineage: Eukaryota; Metazoa; Chordata; Mammalia; Carnivora; Canidae
Gene: GLI3
Product: GLI family zinc finger 3
Exons: 15
Coding region: 382-5142 (1586 amino acids)
Biological process (GO): smoothened signaling pathway; regulation of transcription by RNA polymerase II
Cellular component (GO): nucleus
Molecular function (GO): DNA-binding transcription factor activity, RNA polymerase II-specific; RNA polymerase II cis-regulatory region sequence-specific DNA binding
Source: RefSeq, a predicted model, not a curated record